GGCGCGGCGGCUGCGCACGCGCCCUGCCCGCGGCGCCGGGUGGCUCGGGUGAGGCUCAAGUAGCUGGGGACGAGGAGCUGGCGGUACUCUGCUGCGGAGCGGGGCCCGCUGGGGGCUUUGAGGCCACUCCGGCGCUUUUUGGGUGCAAAAGCAGAAGGUUGGAAGAGGGGAAGAGACACCACUAGAAGGGUGAUCUUUGUGCAGAGAACAGACCACAUUGCAGACUGAUGAAGUGAAAAAUGUUCCUUGUGGGACAAGACUUCCUAUGGAUUUCUUGUUCCUUUCUCCUUGACCAAGUAUCCUGCUCAACUCAAUGCUGUUCCACCUGACCAGCCUCACAAUCAGCUCUGCAGUGAGGACCUUGUUAGAUUCUAGCAGCACAUGAUCCCUUGGGGAGAGGACUGCCUGCUGGCUUCUGAUGAGGAGUCUGGAGCUUCUUGACAGUGCACAUACCUGGGUACAUAUGCACAGUGGCGGUGUUAUGAUCUACAUUGACCGAAUAGAAGUUGUGAAUAAACUGGCACCGUAUGCAGUGUACGAUAUUGUAAGAAACUACACUGCAGACUAUGAUAAGACCUUGAUCUUCAAUAAAAUUCAUCAUGAACUGAAUCAGUUCUGCAGUGCCCAUACACUGCAGGAAGUGUACAUUGAGCUGUUUGAUCAGAUAGAUGAGAAUCUGAAGUUGGCCCUGCAGAAGGAUCUCAAUGUCAUGGCACCAGGUCUCACUAUCCAGGCUGUGCGUGUUACAAAACCCAAAAUCCCAGAAGCCAUCCGAAGAAAUUUUGAACUAAUGGAGGCUGAGAAGACUAAGCUGCUGAUUGCAGCCCAGAAGCAGAAGGUAGUAGAGAAGGAGGCAGAGACAGACCGGAAGAAAGCUGUCAUUGAGGCAGAGAAGGUGGCUCAGGUGGCCAGGAUUCACUAUCAGCAGAAGAUUAUGGAGAAAGAAACGGAGAAGCGAAUUUCUGGGAUUGAAGAUGCUGCGUUUCUAGCAAGAGAGAAAGCAAAAGCUGAUGCAGAGUAUUACAGUGCUCAGAAGCUGGCUGAUUCCAACAAGCUUAAACUUACCCCUGAAUAUCUGGAACUAAUGAAAUACCAAGCAAUAGCUGCAAACAGCAAGAUGUAUUUUGGUGACCGCAUCCCUAACGUGUUUCUGGAUUCUUCUGCCUUCCAGCAAGCCAAUAGGAGGACUGCCCAAGAAACUGGCCUUCCUUCAAAGAAGGCCCCAAAGACCUCAGGAGAAAGCCACCUCAGAGCAAAGGAAAGUACUGGCUGACAGAGGCAGAGAGAGACCCAGUAUAGCUCAGCAGCUCACCCAGCUGUGAAUGGGGAUGUUGCCCUGUGCUGGUGGGGCAGAUGCAGCGCAUGCGUGGACAUCUUGUGUAUAGGCAGUUGGGUUGAUUUUCUUCUAGCAACAGAUUGCAAGUGCUCUGACUCUUCCGUUUCUUCCCCCAUUAAGUUGGUGCUUUCAAAUGAGGGAUAAGACUGUACUAACAUACCUGUACUGGAAUAUUAAAAGACAGUCACCAGGAAAGCCUUCUGCAGUAGGUGCAGUUAUUUAGCAAGUGUUACUCUUAAGGUAGGAGCUGUGGCUUUGAGUGCUGCACACUGGUCAUUCCCUGGUGCUCCUCACUAAGGAUGAGCAAAGAGAUUUCCUUCAUCGUGCUGAUGAAUCUUCACUUUGUCCACUCCAAGGCAGGUUUUUGCCAGCACUGUCUUCACUCUCAUCAAGGACUCCAGUGGAGUGGGCUCUCCUUGGCCAGCAGAGGCUGCACGUUCCUGCUCAGGGCAAGGCCUGGUUUGAUGUGGAAUAGGUUAUUUGAAUAGGGUGUGUAUAGCCAUAUUCUUUCCUCUAGGCAGUGGCACUAGAUAACGACUUGGAGUAAGCAAUCUCUUACAGGCUUCUGUAACUCCCUCUAAGAGCCUCACACUGGCUGCCUGUGACUGAUGGUAGGAUGUUGCAGCAGGGUGGCUGAGGUCUCACAUUCUGCACCAGGUUUCAGAGUGCAUGGAGCCACCUCUCAGCAGCUGGUUGGAAAUGUUUUCUCAGACUCCAGCCUCCCUGUUGGCCCUUUCCCCAAAAAAAGGGGCCUGAUUUCUACUGCUUGUCUUGCUGUCAAAGGGAAAGAGAAGACCGAAGAUACCCCCCUCUGCAGCGGAUGAGAUAUUUAAGACCUGAGCUGCAAAGCAGGUGAGGCAUCACUGCUCCCCAAUGCAAAAUCCACCAAGAAGUGGAACCUGCCUCGUGUCUUUGAACAGCAUGGUGAGGAGUCUGUUGCUGAUCUUCUCACUACAGGCCAGGCUUUGCUGCGUCACAGGGCUUUUGGCUCACGAGUCUUUUCUCCUGGUGUGCAUUGUAGUAUAUCCAACCCCUGCUCCCUGUGUGCCAUUCGAGAGUGAGAGGAAGAGCUGUUCUUGGGGAAAAUCUGGUACAACCUUUCCUAUUUUUCUCUCUCCACCCCAUUGCCUUUGAGGAUGUGCUUGUUUCUAGGACCUAUUUCUCAUUGUGUUCUGCAACAGUCCUGGAAGAUGAUGGCUGGGGAAGCAACUGGUAAGAGCUUGAGCCAGAAUGCUGUUCCCCAGCUGGUAGCACCACAGCCUCUGAACCCACCAUGUGUUCGGAGAGCACCUCUCCCCUGCCAGCCUGGGAUGUCUCUGUGUUCAUCCUGCUCCCCUGGGGCCAGCCCCAUGCAGUGCUCAACCCUUGCAGUGUUCAGGGACAGGCUGGUUGGUGUUGGCACUUGGUCACUUGGUUGUGACAGCCUGGUUCGUGCUGAUGUAGAAAUCUUCUGGCCUGGCGCCAUCUUCAGCCUCGUGGCAAGGGGAGGAACGUGCCUAGCUUUUGUCUUGAUGAAACAUGCAACCCAAAAUGAAUGGGCAAGACUUCUAUGCUAAUGAUUUUCCCAAGUAGGCUUUCCAGUGCUGUUUUCCUGUGCUGUGUGGCUUGACUCAGAGGACAACAGUGCCUCUCCUCAAGGAAGUUUGGUAACAUACGGUGCCUGUCUCAGCUCCUGCCUUGGCUGCUUCUCCUUCAUCUCUGGGGCAGAGCAAGGAUGCACUGACCCUGCCUUUCCUGCUUGCUGCCCAGCUGUGGAAUAUUGCAGCAGUUUUUGGUGGUCUUUAUUGCCUUCAUCUGUGUGCAAGUUCCCAUGGUCUGGUUGGUGCUCUUCUCCAAGAUACCAGCUCCUCUUCAAACCUAGCCAUGGCAAGAGCCAGGGACCAGAGUCCUGCCCCACUGCAAGGCCAGCUGAAGGUGCUGAGCUUCCAGCGAGGCUGUGGGUGCACUUGCUUCUUCACACCCUGAGAAUGAGGGGAAGGAACUGCUGUCACCAGUUUUAACUGUGUGCAGGGGGGUUGUGGCACAGCUAUGUGCCUUGCAGAUCUUAGCCUGGGUAGAGAGCAAGGUGAGCUUUAGCAUGGAGGGGCUCACGUCUUCACCUCGCAGAGGCUGGUGCAAACAGUGCUCCCCUGGCACAGAACAGGAGGUGGACAAGGGAGCAGGAGGAGUGUUGACAUACUGUGCUAGAAGGCAGCUCACCCAGCAAGGCAGGGCAAAGCUGAAAUCCAUAGCUGGUAGUAGGCACAGCUUUAGCCCCAUUAUGUCCUGCAGUAUCCUCCCCAGGGGAAGGGUGGCAGGGCAGGGGGACAGCAGCAUAUUUUGUAGCUGUGGUGUUUGAAAUGUGUCCUGGAAGUACCACUGGAUUUUGGAGGUCCUCUUUCUCCUGUGGGAAGAGACCUUCCACCUCUUUGGUGUGGCUGAUUUGCAGCAGGCACUUUGCAGCACGGCCUCUCCACGCCACAGCAGCAGCCACUUUGGCUGAAUUUUGAGGUGAUGCAGGCUUUUUAGAACAGAAGCACUCCUGGCUUUUCUCCAUCUGGUACUCACUGGGUUUGGGCACUACCCACUGCUGACAUCAAACCCUGGGCAUCAGGCAGGGUGGAUAGAGUAGGUUCUGAAAGCCUGGAGGUGAGAAGGAGGGGCAUGAGGGGAACGACUAGAAGCAGUAACCAGGUGGCUUAUAGCUGUUCUGCAGUGGUCAGAGCAGGAUCUCUGUGUGGUGAGUGGGAAGGGCUGCUUCUCUUUGGGCCCUCCAGGCACAUGCAUCACUUUGCCAGUCACUGGCAAAAUGUCACUGGCUAAAUGUCAUCCUGCUCUGGUUGGGUACACAUCAGCCACAUCUUGCCCGCUGAUGGUGGGAUAUGGGGUUUGAAGUCCUACAGUAACAUGCACUUGAUGCUCAGUGCCUUCUGCAAAAGCCUCCUCCUUCCCUCUGCUUCCCCAGCCACCACCCAGAAGCCUGAAUAGGUGUGCAAGAGAAGGGAGUCACCACAGCUCUUAAAACCCCAGCCUUGGCCUUGCUGCUUCCUGGGCUGGGAGCUGUGGAGCAGGAACAUGGGUGCAGCUGGGAACAUGGAUUGAACAGGCGUUUCUUUAAAAAGCCUCUGUGUUGCUGUGGUGAAGGGUGUCUGCCAGUGGACCCCUACCUUCUUUUAAGGAAACAUGAUCCAUAUGUUCAAGUUUAUAUGCACACUGUUAAGUUCUUUUGAUAAAGUGGAAUAAAAUUAUUUUGUUACUCUUUC
Molecule: messenger RNA, 4578 nt
Organism: Colius striatus (speckled mousebird)
Lineage: Eukaryota; Metazoa; Chordata; Aves; Coliiformes; Coliidae
Gene: ERLIN1
Product: ER lipid raft associated 1
Exons: 12
Coding region: 419-1273 (284 amino acids)
Biological process (GO): SREBP signaling pathway
Cellular component (GO): endoplasmic reticulum membrane; endoplasmic reticulum
Molecular function (GO): ubiquitin protein ligase binding; cholesterol binding
Source: RefSeq, a predicted model, not a curated record